AGUUUUCGAGGGCCGGGAAAAUAUCUGUGUUUAUGUUUUUGGCAUCUAGAAUUAUAGAUCAUUAUAGUCAAGAAUUUUAUACAACAACUCACGAAAUCGGCAUAGGAGAUAUGGCUUUCCUUUCACCUUUAUUUCGCCUGAAGAGUCCGUGUAGGCUCAAUUUUACGGUAGUGAAAAGAGCUCGGAUUUCUACCCAGGCGUGGAAACUUAGGUAAGCGACGUUGACAGCUUUUAUUAAUAUUUACACGUCCGAUUUCCUAAAAAUACGACGUUUCUUGUGUAUGAUAUUAUUUGUUCCGAUCAUUUAUCAGCUACCACUCAAUCAAAAUGACUUAUAAUGUUUUGUUAUUUUUCGUACUUUCGCCAUGUUUUGUCCAUGAUCGUGACAGCUGUGAUUUGAAAAAUGAGAACAGUUGCGGAGAAAUCUCCAAAGGUUCCCGAGCCAAGUACUACACGUCACCUUCUCGAUCUAAUAUUAUCAAUAUCUCCUCCACUUUGACUCUGAAUGAUGGCGUGAAAAUCCCCAUAUUUGGUCUCGGCGUUUAUCAAGCUGGAUCGGGUGAAGAAACUCGAAAUGCUGUUCACUGGGCUUUGGAAAACCACUAUCUGCAAAUCGACACAGCGGCGAGGUAUAACAACGAGGCGAGUGUCGGGGAAGCUCUCCGGGAGAGUGGAAUUCCAAGAGGAGAUAUAUUUGUUGUUACUAAGCUUUAUGAUGAUGAUCAUGGCUAUGAAGAGACAUUCAAAGCCUUUAAUAAGAGUUUAGGAAAUCUUGGAUUGGAAUAUGUGGACUUGUAUUUGAUGCACUCUCCUGUUCCUGAUAAAGUUGUACCAUCUUGGAAUGCCAUGGUCAAACUACAACAUCAAGGACUGAUUAGGUUUGUUAGACAUUGUGAACCUUUGAUGCAACCUUAAAGCUCUGUGUUGAAUGUCGGGGAUCAUUAUAUAAUGUUUUUGGUCAAUUCCAAAAUUGACCAUGCCCACCCCCAAACACCCCCCCUCCUGCCCCUCUGGGCAAACCGCAGACAUUUGACCUUUUCGAAAAAUGUUGGUCAAAUUAACCGAUAUGUUGGCAGUUUAGGUGGUCAAAAGCCCCACCAGCUGGCGCUUUAAAAAGCGUCUUAUCCCCCACCCACCAGCAACUGUUCAAAAAUUGUCCCAUGCAUCAAACCAUUUAUUCAAAUGUAAAUAUCCUACUAAACACAACUGACAGAUAAGAUAUAUAUAUGACUAUGUACAUGAUCUUAAGAUUGAGAGACCCCCUUUAUUAUUAUUCGGGUUUUUUUUCUGUCCAGUUUCCCUUACAUUUUACAUUUAUUUUUAUUAAAAGGAUUCUUAUGUUGAGGGAUCCUUAUGCCUAGGGGUUCUAACACUGUACAUUCAGCGUUCUUAUUUAUGUUCUAGGAUUCUUAUGUCCAUGGCUGCAUAUACAUAAAGGGUUCUUAUGUCCACAGAUUCUUACAUUCUGGGGUUCUUACAUCCAAGAGUUCUUACGCCCAGUGGUUCUUACAUCUAUGGGGGUUCUUACAAUCAUGGGUUCUUACAUUUAGGGUUUCUUGAUCUAGGGGUUCUUAUGUUCAGGGUUCCAAUAUCCAGAGGUUCCUAGGUCCAAUGAUUCAAGGGUUCAUGUUACAUUCAGGGAUAUUACAUCCAAGUGUCUAUCACUGUCUAACAUUCAGGAGUCUUACAUUUAGGGUUCUUAGAUCCAGGGGUCUUACAUCUAGGGGUUGUUACAUCCAGGGGUCUUCAACAUUAAUUUCAUGUUUAUGGUAAUGGUGUUGAAAGUCUUGGCCCAAAAUGUUGAACAUUUUUUUUUCCUUAGUACAUUUUAUUAAAUUAUACACACUAAAAUGUCUAGCUCUUGUUGGCAUAAAAGUUGUGUCAGAGACAACUUACACAGACACAUAUUUAGAACACCAUGAUUAUUGUGCUAGGUUACAGCAUUAUGUGCUACCAGAACUGUGAUUACUGCUUACCCCUCGGAGGUGCAUUAAUAAAUUGGUCGUGUCUUAUGUGUACUUUUCAUCAAAUUGAAUAUAAUCAAAGUGGGCCCUUUUACCAUCCCUGUAACAAUGGUCUGAUAUAUUGUGCUGUACUCUUCAAUACUAGGCGCUAAAAAAUCCCUACUUUGAUGUAGAUUUACUGCAAAACAGAACCCAAAUUCUUCAUUCCAGUAAUCAUUUAUCAUAAUUAAAGGAUAUGUUAUUUCCACCAAAAACCAACAUGAUAUAUUCUUCUAUCCCAGACAAAACCGCUCUAUGUACCCUUAUAGCUUAAAUUGGCUAUGUUCCCCUUGAGUAUCGUCAAUGACAAUGUCAAGUGAAGUAAUUAAUAUGCACUAAGACUUUGUUGUAAAUUUUUAUAAAAAGCCCCUCCCUUAUAUGCAGCUUACCCCUUAGACAGGGUAAAUUGUGAAUUUUCAGGUGACCUUUUUAAACCAUAAUCAUGGUUUAAUGUGAAAAACUCAUCUCCGGAAAUUGUAGGUAACUUAUUUUUAGCAGAGAAACUCCAAAUAUCUUAUACAAAUGUAAUGGUUAUCCAGAAAGUUUUAUCCUUUCUCUUGUUUUAGAAAUUUGUGGGCAAAAUUUGUUCCUUGGAACAGCCAUUCUACAGAUAAAAAGUUGAUUCCACUAUUUUUUCCAUUUGUCCACCUUGUCAGGGGUCCUCAGUCCUGCACAAAUUGACUAUUUUCAUUUUCCUGUAAAAGAGAGGCUGCUUUGUAGUCUAUGGAUAGGAUUUUAGAAUUCACAGUUUGCCAAGGUAUUAGUGUUAUUUUUUUCCUGCACAGAUCCAUUGGUGUCUCAAAUUUUGGUAUCCACCAUCUUGAAGAACUGAAAAAGCACUCGACAGUGGUACCAUCUGUAAACCAAAUUGAAGUGCAUCCAUUUUUACAAGAAAAUGCGCUGGUAAAUUACUGCAGAAAAGAAGGAAUUGCAAUUCAAGCGUACUCACCACUGACAAGAGGUGAAAAACUUGGCCAUCCCACCUUGAAAGCUAUUGGAGACAAGCACGAAAAAACUCCAGCACAAAUCCUGUUGAGGUGGUGCAUACAAAAAGGUUAUAUUUGCAUCCCCAAGUCAAGUCAAUUAUCCAGAAUAGAAGAAAAUGCUAGCAUUUUUGACUUUGAAUUGACUGACGAUGACCUGAACAUUCUGGAUGGAUUGGAAGAGGAUUUUAGGACAGGGCGGCCUAAAAUAAAGGAGCCGUGGAAUGGGUAGUUGUUAUUUUGCUCUAAACAGAGCUUUUUGAGAGCUGUUUACUCCUUUGAUCUACAUGUAUUCUGAGCAGUGUUCAUAUGGCAUUAAAAUGAUCUUGGACUGGACAUGGUCAAUUAUUCAUUUCACUUUUUUACAUGUGGGUGAUAUCAUAUUAUAAUAAAUUAUAGGUAUUUGUCAUACAACAAUUUAAGGCAAUACAGCAUAAGGGGUGGCCAAUGGUACCUUGAAAAACGUGGGUCUCGGAAAAUUUUGGCAGGAUCUUGAAAUCUCGGAAACGUUUUUGAUAAAUCUCGAAGUCUCGUUUUUUCAUGGUUUGUUUUACUUUUUUUGAGUCUUGAAACUUUUCACCAAAGAGUCUCGGGCUCGGAUUUCUAACUAGGAUCUCGGCGUCUCGGCGAGUCUCGGAUUUUACCAUUUGCCACCCCUAGCAUAGUACAGCAUAAUAUAUGGGUGCUUUUGCAUGUGAGAAAUGUGAAGAUGUUUCGAGUGGGUGAGUGGUGCUCUCUCCUUAUUUAUUUGAUAUAAAAAAUGAAAAAAGAUAAUAACGGUAUGGUGCUAUUCUAAUGUAGACGCUUAAUGACCUGACAGUCUGGGUUUUGGUGACAUUACAUGUUUUCAGUUGGAAGCCUGGUCGCUGAGUGGUUAACUCCAUGACCUCAAUUUCUGUUGGUCUAGUUUUAAGACUUACAUCACUUUUUGUAGUCUCUCUUCACCCUGGUAUAAAAAUGGUACAGUACCCCCAGCCUAUUUCUAGUCUGGGGGUCAUCCUGCAGUGGAGUGUCAUCC
Molecule: messenger RNA, 4004 nt
Organism: Porites lobata
Lineage: Eukaryota; Metazoa; Cnidaria; Anthozoa; Scleractinia; Poritidae
Source: the annotation of a GenBank genome assembly